CAUGCGCGCCGCGGGGCCCGGCAUGAACCGGAAGGAGGCGGGGGCAGCACCGGAUGGCCAUGGCGGCGGCGCUGAGGGGCGCUGAGGGGCUUUUCCUACUGCGACAAGCUGUGGUCUGCCCUUUCCAGCUCCGAACGCUCUCGCUUUUCUCAAGUCCCCUGGAGCUGUCUUUCAGAACUCGCCUCUCCCUCAAGGCCGCAGGUGCCUGCCCCAGCCUGGAAUCCUCCUGGAACUGCCAGCAGAUCCGGAUGAAAGCACGAGGGAAUGAAUAUCAGCCCAACAACCGCAAGCGCAAACGCACCCACGGCUGGAUCAAGCGCAUUAGCACACCAGCCGGUGUCGAGGUUAUCCUCCGGCGCAUGCUGAAGGGCAGGAAGUCUCUGAGCCACUGAGAACUCGUUCAGUUUGGUAUGGGGCAAGCCAGAACUGAGCCCUGGAGCCGUUGCAGCGUUUGAAUGACCCAGCCUGUGCCAAGUGGCAGCGAUUGCCGAUCAGGAAGCAUGUGAGGAAUCGUGCUGGAUCCAGCGUGGCCUCCAAGGGCUUUGUUUAACAGCUGCUUUUUAAAUUCUGAAAUCAUUGCCCUUUUGUAAGUGUGAUUCAAAGAUAAAUAUGAGCUGUGAUUAAAGCCCAGUGAUUCACC
This is a messenger RNA of Cuculus canorus (common cuckoo), 640 nucleotides long. RefSeq names its product mitochondrial ribosomal protein L34 (gene MRPL34). Gene Ontology annotation, molecular function: structural constituent of ribosome. Gene Ontology annotation, biological process: translation. Lineage: Eukaryota; Metazoa; Chordata; Aves; Cuculiformes; Cuculidae. The transcript has 2 exons. The record is from RefSeq and is a predicted model, not a curated record. Gene Ontology annotation, cellular component: ribosome; mitochondrial large ribosomal subunit. The coding region runs from base 54 to 392 and encodes 112 amino acids.